This is a messenger RNA of Heteronotia binoei (common prickly gecko), 4224 nucleotides long. RefSeq names its product splicing regulatory glutamic acid and lysine rich protein 1 (gene SREK1). The record is from RefSeq and is a predicted model, not a curated record. Gene Ontology annotation, cellular component: nucleoplasm. The transcript has 12 exons. Lineage: Eukaryota; Metazoa; Chordata; Lepidosauria; Squamata; Gekkonidae. Gene Ontology annotation, molecular function: RNA binding. The coding region runs from base 172 to 2256 and encodes 694 amino acids.
AGUUCAAUUGGGAUCCGCCAUACCGGCGCUUUGAUAGUAGAGGGCAAUCGCGUGCUUCGAAGAGCGCGAGCGUCCGCGUACUCUAGGAAGAGACGUGGCUUUUGCUCUGUGGUAACUUCCGUCUUCUCGGGUGCAUGUUGCUUGAGCUCGCAAAGUGCAGCUGCCGCCAUCAUGCUGAACAGCGGAGGCAUCGGGGUGCCCCUGGGUUUCCCCUUGACUCCUACCUCGGUUAUCCAGGUCACUAAUUUAUCUUCAGCGGUCACUAGUGAGCAGAUGCGGACGCUCUUCGGUUUCUUAGGCGACAUCGAGGAGUUGCGACUCUACCCUCCGGACAACGCACCACUUGCUUUUUCCUCCAAAGUAUGUUAUAUUAAGUUUCGGGAAUCUUCAAGUGUUGGUGUGGCCCAGCAUCUAACAAACACGGUUUUUAUUGACAGAGCUCUGAUAGUUGUGCCCUGUGCAGAAGGUAAAAUUCCAGAUGAAGCCAAAGCCCUCUCUCUCUUGGCUCCUGCCCCUACAAUGACAACCCUGAUGUCUGGUGGAGGAUUGCUUCCAAUACCAACACAAAGUCAUUUGAGUCAGCUCAGUGUUUCCCUUAGCCCAUUGGGAGCGAUACCUGCAGCAGCAUUGGACCAUAAUAUUACAGCCAUUGGAGACAUACCCCAGCCACCAAUUAUGGGCAAUGUGGAUCCUUCCAAGAUUGAUGAAAUUAGGAGAACUGUAUAUGUUGGAAAUUUAAACUCUCAGACUACUACAGCUGAUCAACUGCUUGAGUUUUUCAAGCAAGUUGGAGAAGUCAAGUUUGUACGGAUGGCGGGAGACGAGACUCAGCCAACACGCUUUGCAUUUGUGGAAUUUGCUGACCAAAAUUCUGUACCUCGAGCCCUUGCUUUUAAUGGUGUUGUGUUUGGAGACAGGCCACUGAAAAUUAAUCACUCCAAUAAUGCAAUAGUGAAGCCUCCUGAAAUGACACCACAAGCUGCUGCUAAGGAGCUGGAAGAAGUAAUGAAAAGAGUACGGGAAGCUCAGUCUUUUAUAUCUGCAGCAAUUGAACCAGAGUCUGGAAAGAGCAGUGAAAGAAAAGCUGGUCGAUCGCGCUCCCAUUCACGUUCAGAAUCCAGGUCUAGUUCAAAAUCUCGAAGGCAAAGAUCACGUUCCUGCAGGAGUAGAUCCAACAGAUCCAACAGAUCACGCUCUAGUCAGAAGGAAAGGCACCGCUCCAGAACUCCGACCAAAAAGCGUUCAAAAUCCAAAGAUCGACGGAAGUCCAGAAGCCGUUCCCGUUCUCGAGAAAAGAAGAAAGAAAGCAAAGAGAGAAUCAGAGAAAAAGAAAAAAUCAGAGAAAGAGACCGAGAUAAGGAAAAAGAGAAAGAUCGGGAGAGGGACAAAGAGAGAAGCAGAGACAAAGACAGGGGCAGGGAUCGAGAACGAGACAAGGAAAAGACCAAGGACAGAGACAAGGAUCGUGUAAAAGACAAAGACAAGGACAGAGAGAAGGAAAAGGACAGGGAUAGAGAGAAGGAAAGGGAAAAAGACAAGGAGAAAAUUUUAGCCACAGAAAAAGACAAGGUGGAGGACCUAGAAAAAGACGGUGGAAAAGACAAAGAGAGGGAGACAGAGAAAGAGGGAGACAAGGAGAAAGAUGUCAUUGAACAAAUAAAGGAAAAAGAGGAGGAAAAGGGCAAGGAUCAGGAGAAAGACAAAGAUGGGGGGAAAAUCAAUGAAAAAGAGAAGGAAAAAGAAGGAGAGAAGGAGAAAGAGAAGCCAAAAGAAAAGGAGAGGGAAAGAGAGAGAGAGGAAAGAAGAAAGAAGGAGAAGAGAUCAAGGACCCCUCCCAGAAGCUACAGUUCAUCAAGACGGUCACGCAGUUCCAGCAGGGACAGGCGAAAAAGGAAGAGCCGAAGUCCCUCAAAGUCUCCAAGGCCUUCCAAAACCACAAAAAGGAAAUCAUCACGGUCACCAUCUCCAAGGAGAAACAAGAAAGACAAAAAGAGAGAGCGAGACUCAAGUAAUGACAGGAGAGAGAGGGAGCGCUCAGCAUCCAAGAAAAAGAGCAGCAAAGACAAAGAUGUUAAAGAAAAGUCUGAGAAAACCACAACGUUGAAGGAUAAAGAUCUGAGUAAAGAGAAUCAGCAUUCUGAAACUGACAAAAUGGAGGAGGGGGAUACAGGAGUGGCGGAAGAGGUCAAGCUACAGCAGAAUGGGAACUGUCAACCAAAUGAAGAAAACCUUUCAGUUAAAACAGAGGAAGUAUAAAGUAUUGAUUGGACCUCUGACCUAUCUGUGGAAGGAAAUGCAAAGAUCUUUCUGUCUCCCCUUCUCCUCCCUUCUCAUGUCUCAAGCAAGGAUGAGCUGUACCAAGCAGUCAGCUGGUCACAUUCUGUUGUGCUGCCAGUACUUCCAGUUAUUGUGUUGGGUUGGCGAUCUUGAAGACAAAAAAGAAGCAGCACUGACCAAUAGCAUAUGUUGCGACAAAAGACAGUGGCAUCACACGUGAUCAUUUGUAGGAAUUCUUGUGUUUUUAAAAUGAUACGUUUGGCCAUCAUCUGUUACAGAUAAGUGAAAGUAUGUAAUCUGUAGCAACCAGAAAAGCUGCUGGUUUGGAUUAGAAAUUGAUAAACUAUCGUAGUCCAACACAUUUUAUGUUUUACUUUGUGAAUUUUUAAACUAAACUCCAUGUGAUCUGUUUUGAUAAUGUGCUUGAAAAUGGUGCAGAAAUACACUUGCUUCCUUUAAUGUUGUAAAUGACAGUGAUGAAAAGUUUUAAUCUAACAACACAGUUUUACAGUUAUUGUGUUUAUGCCCACAAACGCUAGUGAAGAUUCUUUUCUCUGUUGCUUGUGACUUUUUUCUUUUUUAUAUUUUAAGAAAUUUCCUUACAAAUAGAUCUAAAAUUUUCUCUUAUUAGUAAUCAGUCAAUGCAUGCUAAUGUUCUUAUUCUAGAAAGAAUGGCCAUGUUAAUGCUGGAUUUCCAUUCUUCCAACUAUAAGCACAUCUGUGUAGUAAUCUCUGAACAACUGGCUUUGUUUUGAGCUGUAUUGCAGUGUGCUAGGCACAUGCAAAUAGGGCAGAUACCUGUGAAGAUAAUAAAUGUUUGCUUUCAGACUGGGAUAUCAGAGCACAAGCUGAUGUUUUAGUGCCUUUUUUGAAAUACAUGAUUUCUGGAAAUGUGUGCUUUAUAAUCCCGUAUUUGUUGAAUCCUUCUUGAUUGUCUAGAUAAGAAUUUGAGAGAUCUGUCAGCCUUCCCAGUCUUUGGGUUGUUCGUUAAGACAUUGAUUUGUUCCGUGGAAAAACGGCACAAUGGAUAUCAAUGUUCAAGGGUACUCAUAAGACAGGCACGAUUCAGUUGUUCUAUAAAUUGCUGUACUGUAUGCCACUUCAGUAUGCCAAGUCAGUGAGCUGAAGAGUUCUGAAUAAAAGUAUUUCAUCUUACCUGGGCUGUGGAUUGCACAGAGCAUCUAACACUGCAGUCAAAGGUGCCCUUUGUGUUUAUAAUCCUUUUUAACAUCCCUAACAUUUUUCCUAGUCUCUGAUACCAGUUGUAUAACAUGAUGGAAAUGGAAGUGUCCACUUUGCUUGCUGGGAAAUAGCCCAUCAGAAAAAAGGACAUGGGUAGGUGCAACCCCUUGCUGACCUCCCUUCAUCUUUGGGAAAGUGGUGACAGAAGGACACAGGCCUUGCACUAAAAUCAAGACCUAUUUUGAAAACAAUACAAUCAAAUUGCCUCACCUUGCAGGAAAGAGUUAUUUCAGUUUAAUAGAAAAGCAGGUAGUGUAUUAAUGACUUACUUUCAGUUUGUGUUUUCAAAACUGCAGUUAAUAGUUAUAGAAAUGUAAACGUUUUUUGAUUAAUUACAAAGUUGAGUUGUCAGGCAAAUAAGCCCAGGUUGAGUGUGACAUGGCUUUUAUUGCCCCCUUUUUUGUAGUCUAAAGGUGCGUCCUCCUCCUUUGGCCUUUAUGUACAUGAAAACUAUAGUGAAUGCUUUACCAUGUAAAGUAUGGACAGUCAUUUUUGUGAUGUUUAAGCCAUGAGCACUUGGCUGGCAAACAGCUUAUUCUGAUAAUAAAGGAAGACAAAUCUCAUAUGCUUUUGAAAGACUGAAAGAUUUGGGUCUUGGAACAGCAGCUGUCAUAUUUAUGAUGUGUAAGUAGAAUAGAGCAAAAAUUGUAUACUUAUUAUCUUUGGUACCAUUUCACUAAUAAAAUUUAAGUAUUUUAGAGGGAA